Microplitis demolitor is the source of this 579-nucleotide messenger RNA. Its product is annotated as metalloproteinase inhibitor 3-like. Gene Ontology annotation, biological process: negative regulation of endopeptidase activity; negative regulation of membrane protein ectodomain proteolysis. Lineage: Eukaryota; Metazoa; Arthropoda; Insecta; Hymenoptera; Braconidae. The coding region runs from base 58 to 489 and encodes 143 amino acids. The transcript is spliced from 4 exons. The record is from RefSeq and is a predicted model, not a curated record. Gene Ontology annotation, cellular component: extracellular matrix. Gene Ontology annotation, molecular function: protease binding; metalloendopeptidase inhibitor activity.
AUUUAAUAAAAUCUUUAUAUAAGAAAUUAUUCGUUAAAGAUUUUAAAAUCAUCAAAAAUGAAACAAUUUUUGAUAUUAUUUUUUUUGGGUUCAUUAAUAAUUGGAUAUACAAAUGGAUGCAGUUGUUUAGAUUUUUCACUUCAACAAUUGUUUUGCAAUUCUGACUUUGUUAUUAAAAUACAACUUAAGGAUAUUGCGAAAAUGGAUGGAUCAGGAAACUAUGUAUAUCAUGUUGAUAUAUUAGAAACUUACAGAGUUACUGAUGAAGCAGAAAAAGCACUGAAAGUUAAAUUUUUGGUAACUACUCCAUUCGAUGGAAUGUGCGGUCUUGACCUUCGGAGUGAUCAUGUAGCUAUUGUUGGAGGGGACUUAAGAGAUGGAACACCGGAAAUUAGUAUCUGUGGUUUGCAUAUAGAAAAUUCUGAAAAAAUGGAAGCUGAAUAUGUUAACCUUCGAGAAAACUUUCCCAAAAAUUGCACGGCAUCGUAAGCUAAUUAAAUUUUUUUUUUUGUGAAAAGCAAGUUAUAAACUUCGAAAUUUGGUAGAAUAAUAAAUUCAACUACUGAAUGUUGUAAACAG